Salvelinus fontinalis (brook trout) is the source of this 7073-nucleotide messenger RNA. RefSeq names its product NEDD8-activating enzyme E1 catalytic subunit-like. Gene Ontology annotation, molecular function: receptor ligand activity; NEDD8 activating enzyme activity. Lineage: Eukaryota; Metazoa; Chordata; Actinopteri; Salmoniformes; Salmonidae. Gene Ontology annotation, cellular component: nucleus; cytoplasm. The coding region runs from base 3967 to 4758 and encodes 263 amino acids. Gene Ontology annotation, biological process: protein neddylation. The transcript is spliced from 11 exons. The record is from RefSeq and is a predicted model, not a curated record.
AUUCCUAUUAAUUUGCAUAGGCUAACCUUUGCGAUUUAAUGUUAUUUACCAUCUUCUGCUUUUUAUGAAUAAACAGGCAUCAGGGUAAACAUAAUAUCAUUUCAAUGCCCCCCCACACACAUAUUAAUGUUACUUACCUUACAGAUCACAAAGUGAACUAAUUUCCUCUCCAUUAAUAUGCAAAUACAUUUGAUUCAUACACUGGCUUGUCUGGCUGGCAUGUUUUCAUUUUAAACAGGCAUUCCCUUACCUACACUGAAAUAAUUUUAGUCCUCAAUUAUGAUUUUAAAAAGUCAUAGCUCAUUAGUACACCCUUGUGGUUGAAUAUAUAUAUAUAUAUAUAUAUUGUAUGUCUUAUGAUACAAUUAAUAAUGUUGAACUAACAAAUACCAUCAAGGGAUGUGUUACAAUUUACAAUAACAAACACCUUGUGAAACAGCUGUGAAAACCAAUUUGGCAAUAUUUUAGAUUUAAAUACAUAACCAUUGAUAUUCUUUUGGUAUAUGUGUGUCAAUUUUUUCAGAUUUAUUGUACACUCACAUGGCAAUCAUAGACUGAAAUACAGAAUUCUGGUGUCUGGAAUAGAGAGGAGGUGGGUCUUGUGUGGAUGGGAGGUUCUGUAAAGUCCAGGCGCCGCUGCCCUCUUUGUUCUGAGUGUUUGCAGUGCUAGUGUUUUUAGCUAAUCUGUGUAUCUCACAUGAUGUGCCCAGUAUGAUAGUUGUCUUGCUCUUUCUUAGCAGAUAAUGACAACUUGACAAUAACAGUAGCUGUAGAUGAUGUAAUGAAAAGUUGGAGGGUGGUUGGUAAUGGAGGACAUCAGGUGGAUCCAUGUCUGGGUGUUGAGCAGAACCCCUAGGUCCUGGAGAACAGGAGCACAGUAAAGGGAACAGGGUAGGAGACGUAAACAAGCAAACACACAGGUUAAAUGAUUAUCAGGUAGGGAAAAAUACAGUUAUUGAAUUAUUUAAUUUAAAUGUUUGAUUAGACAUGGAUUAAUGUUAAUGGAAGACAGAAAAUAAAGGAUACCUAUCUAAUGUUUGAUGUCAGUGGGGUUGGUAAGGGAUGGUCCUUGGGAAAGGUAGAGGUGAGUUGUGAGAAACUCCAGGGUGGUGUCAUGACCACUGGAGUCAUACACCUUAGCAGUACCUACCUGGAAGUGGCGGUUACUUAACGUGACCCAGUGGUUAGCCUUGAGAUUGACUAUUUGGAGAAACCCCUGGGCCAGUGUUGGUACUGCUGACAGCAUGGCGAUGCCAUCCACCACGAGGCAGCAACUGCAAAUAGUUAUCUGAGAUUUUUUAUAUUCCCCUUAACGGAUGUUGACCCCAGCUAGGAGUGAAAGAGCACCAAGCUUUCCCGGGUCUCGCCUUCCUUUCGUCCUUCUUCCAAGCCAAGUCAUUCGCCUAGAUGUCGAAGUACUUUGUCCCCUUGAUUCUUCUCAGGUGGCUCCCCUUUUUCUCAUUCGCUCUGUCCAUGUUCAGUCUCACCUUUACUGAUAAUGGAAAUAAAUGCAAUUAUAUUUAAUAUUAUUACAUAUACAUAUCUUAUAUAUCUCUUGGAAGGCCAGAAAAUAAAUGAACAGCAGACAAUUUUUACCUGGUCAAAAACUUCCACAUCCUUCUCAGUCCGUGCCUGAAGGGGGUCUUUGAAGGAGUUCUAAUCUGGUUUGACAACUUCCACCACAUCAGGUGGAGCAUCAGUGACCUCAAAGUGCGUUAUACAAAAACAGCAAAAGAUAAAUACUAAGUCAAUCAAAAAAAGUAUACUGCAGUAUAUGCAAUAAUGUUAUAUACAAUUGUAUUGUUUACAUCAGUUAACUGCUGCAGCUCCCCUCCAUAUAGCAGGUGAUAGAGGGAAUAUUCUGGAGGCCUGGACACUGCUGUGUUGUGUGCAAAGAUAAUUACCUUCAGAUUGUCUCAACGUCAACAGUGAAGAGGUGACUCCAGGAUGCUGGCCUUCUGGCCUUCUCUGUCCAGUGUCUGUGUUCUUUUGCCCAUCUUAAUCUUUUAUUUUUAUUGGCCAGUCUGAAAUAUGGCUUUUUCUUUGUAACUCUGCCUAAAAGGCCAGCAUCCUGGAGUCACCUCUUCACUGUUGAUCUUGAGACUGGUGUUUUGCAAGUACUAUUUAAUGAAGCUGCCAGUUGAGAACUUGCGAGGUGUCUGUUUCUCAAACUAGACGCUCUAAUGUACUUGUCCUCUUGCUCAGUUGUGCACCUGGACCUCCCACUCCUCUUUCUAUUUUGGUUAGAGACAGUUUGUGCUGUUCUGUGAAGGGAGUAGUACAGUGUUGUGACAGAUCUUCAGUUUCUUGGCAAUUUCUUGCAUGGAAUAGCCUUCAUUUCUCAGAACAAGAAUAGCCCGAAGAAAGUUAUUUCAGAAGAAAGGUAUUUGUUUCUGGCAAUUUUGUGCCUGUAAUCGAACCCACAAAUGCUGAUGCUCCAGAUACUCAACUAGUCUAAAGAAGGCCAGUUUUAUUGCUUCUUUAAUCAGCACAACAUUUUCAGCUGUGCUAACAUAAUUGAAAAAGGGUUUUCUAAUGAUCAAUUAGCCUUUUUAUAAUGAUAAACUUGGAUUAGCGAACACAACGUGCCAUUGGAACUGAAUAGCACCUAUGAACUCCUGAAAGCCGUGGACACAACUCUUAUUGGUUGUCUGAUGUGGAACUGGUAACAACAUAGUCUGUGAUUGGCUAACAACAUUUAGAUCUGUUUACAGCGAGAUAAGAUAUUAUACCAUGCCAUGAGUUGUUGAGGGAAAGACAGAAUAUCUAUAGAGUGGGCAUCAUCAUUUCUAGGCCAUUAGCAAUAACAGGAAAUACACAAGCCGUAGGCUACACUAUAGUUCAAGGUGGCUAUGUCGGAAUAUCUGCUUGCACGGGGAAAAUUGUACAUUUUCUAACAUUUAUGGUUGAGAUUUAAUUAAUAUAAAUAUAAACUAUGCACAUUAUGACUUUCAUUAACACGCGAUGCAGAUGUCUCGCAGACGUUAGUAAGGCGUUGGUAUCAUGUCAGGUGGUACGGUUGCCUAGGCUUAUAUAUGUCCCUUAUCACCCCCCAUAAAUGCUCGUUAUGUUUACCUGCUCCCUCAGAUUACCUGGUUAGCAGCGCUUUCAUUCACCACUCUGUCCAAUGGGAAACUCCGCCCAUAACAUAGGCUGAGACGUGAAAUGAACUACCUCAGCCCAGACCUAAAGUAGCAAGUGUCAGAGAAACCGCGGGAAUUUUUUUGAAAUCCCUCGACUCCUUCCGUGUCAAAAGACAUCCCCCCCAAACAAACCCCCGACUCUCUGGGAAUGAUUACACAGUUGUUAGAGUCGCUGAUAUUUCAGUCUGAUGUCUAGCUAGCUCAAAGUACUUAAGUCCUUGAAUUUGACUUGCCACUGUUUGUAUGAAACCUGAAUAUUUUUGCUUAUGGAAAUAUAUUUCACAGCAGUUUAGAUGGUAUAAUGAUUCUCCACACUAUACUUGCUUUGUUUGUCACACAAACUGAAACUAUUAGAAUUUUAGCAACCAGGAAAUGGCGGAGCGAAUUCUGCUUAAUACACCUUUUAAAACAGCGUCAGGAUUGUAGUUCACAUGAGACAGUCGUGGGAGACGCUAACCGCUGAUAACUGUAGUAGGGAUAAUGCAGAAUGCCACCUAGAGUUUUGGAGAGCUAUUAUGGUAGCCAGCUAGUUUCCAUUAGCUAGUUAGCAGCAGCAACAUCUGCUGCCAAUGAUGAAAUCUGCAGCCUGAAUUUUCACAUAUGAUAAUCGAAAAAUUGAUUAGGUACUAGCUAGCUAGUUAUACUAGGGAAAUCAUCAUGAUAAUCUACAGACCUAUGUCUACCUAGCUAGCGAUCUCAUUUUGACUCAUCAAACUUGUGGUAAAGGUUUGAAUGAUUUCUGAUUGAUAUGUGCAGAAGAGCACCGUGUGUUCUCUGUGUGCAGAAUGGCUGUAGAUGGAGACAGUAGAGACUGGGAUGGCCGAUGGAACCAUGUGAAGAACCAUGUGAACCAUGUGAAGAGAGACCCGGCCCAUUCACUCAUCCUGACUUUGAGCCAAGCAUUGAGUCCCUUGGGUUCUUAUUGGAGACAUGCAAGAUCCUGGUCAUUGGAGCUGGAGGACUUGGGUGUGAGCUGCUCAAAAAUCUGAUAUCUCUCCUGAGCUACGAGGAUGGUGUUCUGGACCCCAGUUCCAUCAUCCCCCUCAUUGACGGUGGGACGGAGGGUUUCAAAGGCAAUGCUCGGGUCAUUCUGCCUGGCAUGACCGCAUGCAUCGACUGCACCCUGGAACUCUACCCACCACAGAUUCAUUUCCCCAUGUGCACCAUUGCGUCUAUGCCGCGGUUGCCAGAGCACUGCGUUGAAUAUGUCAGAAUGCUACAGUGGCCCAAAGACAAGCCUUUUGGAGAUGGUGAUGGUUUGGAUGGGGAUAACCCUGAGCACAUCCAGAGGGCCCAGGAGAGAGCUGUUGACUACAGCAUCACAGGAGUCACAUACAGACUCACACAAGGUGUCGUGAAAAGGAUCAUCCCUGCUGUGGCGUCAACUAAUGCUGUAAUAGCUGCUGCCUGCUCCACUGAAGUUUUUAAAAUAGCUUCAAGCACUUCUAUUCCACUGAAUAAUUAUCUGGUAUUUAAUAUUGUGGACGGACUGUACACCUACACCUUUGAGGCAGAGCGAAAGUCCGACAGGAGAACUGCUCAGCUUGUAGCCAGGUGCCCCAGGAUCUACAGUUCCCACCCUCUGCCAAGCUACAGGAGGUCCUGGAGUACUUGACAGAGAAUUCCUCCGUACAAAUGAAAUCCCCAGCCAUCACAGCAACCCUGGACGGGAAAAAUAAGACACUGUAUUUACAGACUAUAGCUUCAAUUGAAGAAAGAACUAGACCAAACCUUUGCAAAACCUUGAAAGAACUGGGAUUGUCUGAUUGACAGGAACUAGCAGUGGCGGAUGUCACCACACCUCAGACUGUCCUCUUCAAGUUGAAACUCACCUCUUAAAGGGCUAGUGCAGUCAUAAAUGUGAUUUUCUUAUGUUUUAUCUAUAUUUCCACACUAUGAGGUUGGAAUAAUUCUGUGAAAUUGUGAAAAUUAUGAUAAUACCCUUUUAGUGUAAGCGUUGUUUGAAAAGAACGCCUGAAAUUUCAGGUAAUUUUGCAUAGGUGUAGUUUUGGCCUGUCUGGCGACAUUACCGGGUGGUGUUAAUAGACCAAUAACAGAGUUCCAAACCUCUGCCAAUAACUUCUAGUUUUCAGGUUACAUAUCCCUCCCAUUAAGCUUCUCCAGUUAGGUUCCUCACUCAGACCACUCCCAGACAGUCCUAACGAAAUUAUUGCUUGAGAAAUUGCUUUUUGCUAAGAAGCUAUUUUUGUGUAUUUUUUACCAUUGUUUUCAAUUAAAAUCACAGUAAGGUACUUAAUUGUUACCCAGAAAUAAUUUGAUAUUGAGAUAAUAACGACUGCAUUGGACCUUUUUUUUAAAUGCAGAAUCUGUCGACAUUUGACAACCUUUGGGGAGAAAGUAGCAAGUGGUACAGCGUGGCAUGGUUUUAAUAUAUUUUAGUCUGAUAAUGUAUAUACGAUAAUUUUCUCUGUCGUAUUGGCCCAUUGUGGGAGGUAGCUGAUGGCCAUCAACUUUCUAUAUCACUGUAUGUGGAAUCAGUCUGUGACAAUGUUUCUUAAUGUUUUACUCCUAAAUGUUUGCUCCAAAUGGCUGUCUUCUUUCCCUCACUCAAAAGAGCAGUAGUUUUAUAUAGGGUGCCAGUCAAAAGUUUGGACACACCUACUCAUUCCAGGGUUUUUGUUUAUUUUAAUUAUUUUCUACAUUGUAGAAUAACAGUGAAGACGUCAAAACUAUGAAAUAACACAUAUGGAAUCAUGUAGUAACCAAAAAAGUGUUAAACACAUCAAAAUAUAUUUUAAGUUCUUCAAAGUAGCCACCCUUUGCCUUGAUGACAGCUUUGCAAUCAGCUUCACAUGGAAUGCUUUUCCAACAGUCUUGAAGGAGUUCCCACAUAUGCUGAGCACUUCUUGGCUGCUUUUCCUUCACGCUGCGGUCCAACUCAUCCCAAACCAUCUGUUGGGUUGUGGUUGGGUGAUUGUGGAGGCUAUGUCAUCUGAUGCAGCACUCCAUCACUCUCCUUCUUGGUCAAAUAGCCCUUACACAGCUUGGAUGUGUGUGUUUUGGUCAUUGUCCUGUUGUAAAACAAAUGAUAGUCCCACUAAGCGCAAACCAGAUAGGAUGGUGUAUCGCUGUAGAAUACUUUGGUAGCCUUGCUGGUUAAGUUUCUUGGCCCAAGUAAGUAUCUUCUUCUUAUUGGUGUCCUUUAGUAGUGGUUUCUUUGCAGCAAUUUGACCAUGAAGGCUGGAUUCACACAUGAAUCCAGACUUCAUUCCUAUGAACAGUUGAUGUUGAGAUGUGUCUGAACUCUGAAGCAUUUAUUUGGGCUGCAAUUUCUGAGGCUGGUAACUCUAUUGAACUUAUCCUCUGCAGCAGAGGUAACUCUGGGUCUUCCAUUCCUGUGGCAGUCCUCAUGAGAGCCAGUUUCAUCUGCACUUGAAGAAACUUUCAAAGUUCUUAAUCUUUCAGAUCACUGACCUACAUAUCUUAAAGUAAUGAUGGACUGUCGUUUCUCUUUGCUUAUUUGAGCUGUUCUUGCCAUAAUAUGGACUUGGUCUUUUACCAAAUAAGGCUGUCUUCUGUAUACCACCCCUACCUUGUCACAACACAACUGAUUGGCUCAAAUACAUAAAGAAGGAAAGAAAUAACACAAAUUAACUUUUAACAAGGCACACCUGUUAAUUGAAAUGCAUUCCAGAUGUCUACCUCAUGAAGCUGGUUGAGAGAAUGCCAAGAGUGUGCAAAGCUGUCAUCAAGGCAAAGGGUGGCUACUUUGAGGAAUCUGAAAUAUAUUUUGAUUUGUUUACCACUUUUGGUUACCACAUGAUUCGUAAUGUUAUUUCAUAGUUUUGAUGUCUUCACUAUUAUUCUACAAUGUAGAAGAUAUAAAUGAGUAUGUGUGUCUAAACAUUUAGCUGGUACUGUUUGUAAUUAUGAUAAACUGUGCUGCAAUAAAGGGUUUUGAUAAUGAAA